AUGCCAAAGAGUAUUUUGUCAAGUUACACCACCGUCAACAACACUGGCAGUGUUGAAAUGAUUCGUCAGAAAAUUGUUGGUAAUUAUGUAUACUUUGCUGGUAUUUUCAGGGUGUCCAUCAAUCUCUCUCCGACUAUUUCAUUAUAUCAUCCGAAAGAAUUCCAUGAUGAAUGUAAUUUAUUUAUUGCCAAGAUGGAGAUGUUUUCAAAUGCAAUUGUUUGGUACCAAUCGGAGGCAUUAGGAUCUUGUGGUAGUUCUAUUAAUGCAAUGGAAACCUCAUUGGAACUCAAUCAUGGAGACUGUGAUUACGUGGCUCUUUCAUUCAACACUGGUUGGCCAUGUUGUGGCUUUAUUGCUCAAGGUGGACCUGGUUACAUACUCUAUAAUGCAACGAACGGAAUGAGAUUACGAGCAGAACAAUUAGUCAUCUAUCAUGGAGCAAUAACAUCCUUGGCAUUUGAUACCUCUGGUUUCUAUGUUGGAGGAUAUGUGAGAGGAGGGAAUUAUUUUGGUGUUGAAGAUUUUCAAGAUCCAAAUUCUGGUCAAGGAGCUUUCAAUACCUUUGUUAGAAUGUAUUCAUUGCCAUCUCUUCAACCUAAAUGGCUCAUUCAAACCGUGGACACUAACAGCACAGUAAAGGAAGGUGCUAAACAAGUUACUGGAAUUUUCAAUGUGAAAAUGAAUGGAAUGAAUAUAACAGUUGUUUCAGGAUCAUUCUCAUCCAUAGAUUCAACCGUGUGGAGAGAUUCAGCUCGUAAGCUGGUCCAAGUGAACAAGAAAGACGGACUGCAUGGUAAUUAUUUGCUAUUUGUUCAUGAAAAUGGAACAAUUUUAUCUCAUUUGUCAACCAGAGUUAGCACUUUCUUUGUUAAGAGAGAAAAAUCAAUUGUCCUGUGUGGUGUGAAUUCUGUUGCAGAGUGUGAAGAAAUAAGUUUACCAUCAUUGAUGAUCAAAAAUGUUAUGGUGUCCAAACAAUUAAGUUAUUGUAAAUCCACAAUUUAUUCAGUUUCUGGAAAUGAGAAUCAAAUCUUUAUUGCAGCUAAAUUUGAUUCAUGUAGAAACUUUGAGAAUAUUAUUUUGUCACUAGAUUCACAGUUAAGGGACACGUUUUGGAACAUUAAUGUCACUGCUUCAACUCUGAAUUUCAUCACUGUGUCAGCCAACAAUCAAAACGUAUCUAUAUCCUAUCUUUACACAGGAUCUAUUACAGAUAUUCAAGGAACUACUUAUUUUUACCCAAGGAAGAAUCUUUUGAUGCAGUUGUACAGUGUGGACUUUUCUACUUCAUGUUUUGGUUUACCUUUUAAUCACUCCAAUGUUUGUUCUGCCCACGGGAUAUGCUACUCCGCUGACUAUUGUGUUUGUGAUUAUGGAUACAUUUAUGAUAAUUGUUCUCAAUUUACAUGUUUUGGAAAAGUGGACAAUAUUGGGUGUAAUAAUGGAUCGUGUAUUGGAGUGGAUACAUGUAAAUGUGAUACAGGUUUCCUUGGACCUCAAUGUAAUAUCACAAGUUGCUUUGGAAUUCUCUCUACAGAUCCAAAGGUGUGUAAUGGAAAGGGAAGUUGUGUAAACUUCAACACUUGUGAAUGCAAGGAAGGUUAUUUCGGUGAACAAUGUAAUUCAUUUUCAUGUCAUCAAAUACCAUCAUGGGAUACUACCAGAGUAUGCUCUGGAAGGGGGAAAUGUAUAUCAAUGGAUACAUGUCAAUGUGACGAGCAUUAUUUUGGGCCUAACUGUGAACUCACUCAAUGUUUUGGAAUUGAUUCCAACAAUAUUACAGUGUGUGGACGUUAUGGAUCAUGUGUCUCUUACAAUCAUUGUCAAUGUCCAACAAACAGAGAUGGUGUGGACUGUUCUAUUCCAAUGUGUUAUUCUGUCUCUGCUGCAAGUCCUUUGGUUUGCAAUGGAAAUGGAACGUGUGUCAGUGAUAAUAAGUGUGUGUGUCACAAAUUUUCCAGCAAUUUACCAAAGUUUAUUGGUGACAAAUGUCAUCUCCCUGUUUGCUUUGGACACACUGGAAAUCAAUCAUGUUCAGGAAAUGGAGUUUGUGUUGGUCCAGACGAAUGUUUAUGUAAUAUUGGGUUUUCAGGAAAUGUUUGCAAUGUCGAUGAUAGUCUACUGUUCAAAAUAUUAGUUCCUAUUGGAGCUGUGAUUGCAUUUCUUGUUUGUUUUCUAUUUGCAAGUCUGACCUGUUAUCUCUACAAAAUCAGAUAUUGGAAUAAGAGAACCAAAACGGAGAAGGAAAUGGAACAAAAACUAUUGGAAAUUGAAUUGGAAUUAGAAAAUGAAAGAAGUCAAAACGUAUCCUAUUUGAUACCAAUUGAAGAAUUAGAAUUGAUUGAAAAAAUAGGUUCUGGUGGUUUUGGUCAUGUGUACAAAGCUCGUUGGAAACAAGUGACAGUUGCUGUGAAAUGUGUGGACUCUAACAGUUCUAUUGAAGAAUCAGUUGACAAUCAGAAUGAAGAUGAUACUUUUGAAAAAGAAGUUCUCUUACUCAAUAGUUUGAAACAUCCCAAUGUGAUUCAGUUCUUUGGAGUUUGCAUGACUGAACGUAAAAAAUUGAUGGUUAUGGAAUAUCUUGGUGGUGGGUCUCUUGAUAAAUUAGUGUAUGAAUUGAAAAUCAAGAAAAGAAGAAUUCGAUUACGUGACAAGUUACAAAUUUUAUUUGGAGUGACUAAUGGACUCAGUUAUUUACAUAAUUUGAAACCCAAGCGAAUUAUCCACAGAGAUUUGAAGAGUGCAAAUAUUUUACUUGAAGAAAAUAUGCAACCAAAAGUGUGUGAUUUUGGAUUGUCAAAAUUGAUUGGAAAUAACAAUUCGACUGCAAUGACAACAAAUUUGGGAAGUAUAUUUUAUAUGGCUCCUGUAAGUUCAUUAAUAAUCUUUCUCUCAUUUUCUCUUUCUAUUAAUUAUUUAAUUAAGGAAUUGAUUGGAGUUUCAGACAUUUCAAUCACUCACAAAAUAGAUGUUUAUAGUUUUGGUAUUAUUAUGUAUGAACUAUUUUUUGAGGAUAAUCCUUUCCUUAAUCAUAAUUCUCAAAAAAUUCAUAAAUUCUCACAGCCUGAUAUUACUGAUCUCAAUAGUUUCAGUAUUCCUCUAAAGGUUUCAACUGGAUUCAGACCUAAAAUUCCAUUUUCGAACAGAGAAGAACAAACUUUAUGGAUUCAAGAAUACAUGAAAGACGAUGAAAGAUCUCUUGGAAUGAGUGAUUUACUUUGGGUGGUGGAUCGAUAUAUUGAAUUGAUGGAAUUGUGUUGGGAUCAGAAUCCUAAUGUAAGACCUUCCUUUGAUGAUGUUGCAAUUCAAUUAGCAAAUAUCAUAUCGAGAUGUAAUGUGUAA
This is a messenger RNA of Naegleria lovaniensis, 3339 nucleotides long. RefSeq lists its product as uncharacterized. The transcript is spliced from 2 exons. NCBI's taxonomy places the organism in Eukaryota, Heterolobosea, Eutetramitea, Acrasida, Naegleriidae. Gene Ontology annotation, molecular function: ATP binding; protein kinase activity. Gene Ontology annotation, biological process: protein phosphorylation. Bases 1 to 3339 code for a protein of 1112 amino acids. The record is from RefSeq and is a predicted model, not a curated record.